Molecule: messenger RNA, 2014 nt
Organism: Geodia barretti
Lineage: Eukaryota; Metazoa; Porifera; Demospongiae; Tetractinellida; Geodiidae
Source: the annotation of a GenBank genome assembly
AUGCCCUGCGGAAUUCGCAGUUGCCCACUCGCGGAGCUGCUGCUAGCCUGCUGUUGAGUAUUAUAGUGCGGAGAGAGCCAAGAAGAUGACUAGCCUACUCCAGAGAGUGAUGGGAGGGACGGCAGGGGGAAAGGGAGACACGGUUCAGGCCUUUAUGGCAGAGUCGAAAUUGGAAUUCCAGAAGAAAUGGGAAAACUCUCCACAGAGCACUGUAGUCCUGGAUAAUUUCGACCGGAUCAAAACGCUGGGCACGGGGUCGUUUGGCCGUGUCAUGCUCGUGAAACACAAGGCAAACAAGACGUUUCACGCCCUCAAGAUACUGGACAAGGCCAAGGUAGUGAAACUAAAACAAGUUGAGCACACGAUGAACGAAAAGAGGAUCCUCGCCUCGAUAAAGUGCCCCUUUCUCGUGAACAUGGACUACCACUUCAAGGACAACUCCUACCUGUACAUGGUGCUGGAGUUUGUACCAGGAGGUGAAAUGUUCUCUCAUCUCAGAAGAAUUGGGCGCUUCAGUGAGACCCACUCGAGGUUCUAUGCGUCCCAGAUAGUGCUGGCAUUCGAGUACCUCCACAACCUGGACAUUGUCUACAGAGACCUCAAACCUGAGAACAUCCUCAUCGACAGCCAGGGAUACGUCAAGCUGACUGACUUUGGGUUUGCCAAGAAGGUGAAGGGAAGGACAUGGACAUUAUGUGGAACACCUGAAUACCUCUCUCCCGAGAUCAUCCUCUCCAAGGGCUACAACAAGGCAGUUGACUGGUGGGCUCUGGGAGUUCUCGUAUACGAGAUGUCUGCCGGCUACCCUCCUUUCUUUGCCGACCAACCAAUUCAGAUCUACGAGAAGAUUGUGUCUGGCAAAGUGAGAUUUCCGUCUCAUUUCACUGCUGAUUUGAAGGAUCUCCUCAGAAACCUGCUCCAAGUCGACCUCACCAAGAGGUUUGGGAACCUCAAGAACGGAGUUGCCGACAUCAAGGGACACAAGUGGUUCACUGCCGCUGACUGGGUUGCCAUCUUCCUGAAAAAGGUAGAUGCACCUUUCAUCCCAAAGUGUCGGGGCGCAGGCGACACCAGUAAUUUCGACGACUACGAGGAAGAGCCUCUCCGGAUCUCGAGUCAACAAAAGUUCCCAAAAGAAUUUGCAGAUUUCUAGCCCUCCUCCUAUCAUGCCUCUAAUCCCAGAGACUGUAUUCAGUAGUGCAUAUCAUUACGUAAUGAUUGCAUCAUGCGCACAUACUGUAAUAGCAUCAUCUGUUUUAAAAAUCAUAUUGUUGAAAUGAACUGGUUGUGGGCUGAUGAUGUGUGGGUGUGGCCUGUUGAUGGUUGUCAUGGUGAUUCGGGUCUUCUCAUUCCACUGGGCGUGGUUUAAUGAGAAUCCUUCAAUUGAACAACUGUCUAGCUGCCACGAGAGGAGAAAGGGAGGAAGAGAUCAAGAGGAGAGUUCUAUAUUCGCACGCUGCCAGCUCGUGAUGCGGUUGCGGUGUUCCCUGCAUUCCACAGCUUCUCCAAAUCUGGCAAAAGGUCCUAAGGGGGCGUGGUCGGGUAAUACCGGCUCACAGGAAUUCCGUCGCCAUUGCAAAUGAACUUCUCAAAAUUCCACUUGACGAAGCUUCCAAGACCUUUGUGUACACGGGACUUUAGGAACCUGUACAGAGGGUGGGCGUGGCUUCCGUUCACAUCAAUCUUAUCAAACAUGUCGAACUCUGCUCCAAAAGAAGCCGCAAACUGCUUUAUCUCCUGAGCCGUCCCUGGCUCCUGCAGUAACGAGAGGGACGCCCUCUCUUAAUGGGAUUGUGUGGAUUCUAGUCAAUGUGCCAAAUUGUAUAUAGUUGUUUUUCCUCUGAAAUUACAUGAGUUUACUAAUGGUCUAAUAGAAUAAUGGCGUGUGUUCAAUUGGAGGGAUGCUUAGUAUUAGGUGUAUCGCAAUGGAAAAAAGUUUUGUAAUGUCAAAGCAAUUAAAGGAGGGAUAUUUAUAAUCUUUGAAAUGCAAACCUGUUUUCCAAACUGGUUGCAG